Ananas comosus (pineapple) is the source of this 1746-nucleotide messenger RNA. RefSeq names its product UBP1-associated protein 2A-like. Bases 96 to 1487 code for a protein of 463 amino acids. NCBI's taxonomy places the organism in Eukaryota, Viridiplantae, Streptophyta, Magnoliopsida, Poales, Bromeliaceae. The transcript is spliced from 2 exons. Gene Ontology annotation, molecular function: RNA binding. The record is from RefSeq and is a predicted model, not a curated record.
UCUCCGUUAUCCCUCCGUUCCCCCAUCCACCAAAACCCUAAUAAUCCUAAUCUCCCCCGUACACGACCUCACCCUUCUCACCCUCCUCCUCGUCAAUGGCGAAGAAGCGCAAGCCCGAGUCUGAGGCCGAUGCUCCCUCCUCCUCCUGGGAGGAGGAAGAAGAAGAAGAAGAGGAGGAGGAGGAGGAGGAGGUCGAAGAGGAGGAACUAGAAGUAGACGAAGAGGAAUCCACGGAAGAGUACGACGACGAUGAAGACGAAGACGAAGAGGACGAAGAAAAGGACGAAUCUAACCGCAAGAAGGAGGAGAACGUCGCCACUUCCGCGGCGGCGGCGGCGGCGGCGGCGGAGGAGACGAUCGACCCCUCGGAUCCCGACUCCGUGCGGAAGCUUCUGGAACCCUUCGGGAAGGACCAGCUCGUGGAGCUCCUCACGGAGGCGGCGUUGAAGAGCCCCUCCCUCCUCUCCCGCCUCUCGACCUCCGCCGACGCCGACCCCGUCCACCGCAACAUCUUCGUCCACGGCCUCGGCUGGGACACCACCGCCGACGCGCUCUCCGCCGCGUUCGCCCCCUUCGGCGAGAUCGAGGAGUGCAAGGUCGUCUCCGACCGCGCCACGGGCCGCUGCAAGGGCUACGGCUUCGUCCGCUUCAAGACCCGCGCCGCCGCCAAGCGCGCCCUCAAGGAGCCCCAGAAGCGCAUCGGCAACCGCUCGACCUCGUGCCAGCUGGCGUCUUUCGGCCCCCCGGGCUCCCAGGGUGCCGCCCCCGAGGCCACGGGUCGGAAGCUUUUCGUCAGCAACAUCCCCACCCACGCCGCCCCCGAUCGCCUCCGCGCGUUUUUCCAGCAAUUCGGUGAGAUCGAGGAGGGACCCGUCGGCGUGGACCGCGCCACGGGGCGGCUGCGGGGAUUUGCUAUCUUUGUUUACAAGACCGUCGACGGGUGCCGCAAGGCCCUCGAAGAGCCCAAGAAGAUGUUUGAUGGGUGCGAGCUGCAAUGCCAGAGGGCGCUCGAGGGGCUAAAGCCGAAGACCCCCGCCGGCCCCACCACUCCUCCCACCCCUCCUGUGGCUGCGGCACAGGCGCCCCUGCAGCCAAAUGACUUGGCCCUUCAGUCGUGGCUCGGCUAUAAUCAGAUGGCUGGCUUGGUAGGCCAGGGUCUGAGCCCGGCGACGCCCAUGGCAGGUCUUUUAGGGCAGAAUGCAGGUGUUGGACUGCUGGGUCCGGCAAUCGCAGGGGCGGUGGCCGCUGCAGGGGGUGUGAGCGGGGCAACGCAGCCGCUUUACGGAGUCGGGGUAGGGCUAGGCGGAGGAGGUGGGUUUGGGAUCAAUAGUAUUAGUCCCAGUGCUAUUGCUAGCUAUGGAUCUCAAGCCGCUUUGCAAGGCUUUGGGGCUUACCAAAGCAAUCAGCCGCAUUCGACGGUUUCUUUGAGGUCUCAAUCUGGUAUUGGAUCAGGUGGUUCGAGCUUGCCACCUUACGUUGGGCGCUAGACUUGAGCUUGGAGGAGGCAAACGACAACCUGCUUGUAAUAUCAUGAUGCGUUUUGCUGUUCUCAACUUAUCUGUAACAUUAUCAUAGUUUGUCGAAGAUUGUAAAUUGUGCUGAAGCCCAGCUAUUUUGAGGGAUUUUGCUGGUCCCAAUUUAUGGCAUAAUAAGUAUGAUAAAUUUGCUUGUACACUUUGAAAUUUGAAUUCAUCUUUCUGAGCAACGAUUAGCAUUAGAAGAAGCAUGCUCUUUGAUUUUGCAUAA